Molecule: messenger RNA, 692 nt
Organism: Fopius arisanus
Lineage: Eukaryota; Metazoa; Arthropoda; Insecta; Hymenoptera; Braconidae
Exons: 4
Coding region: 88-507 (139 amino acids)
Molecular function (GO): odorant binding
Source: RefSeq, a predicted model, not a curated record
UUCAAUAGAAAAUUGUAGUAAGUAAAAGCGGAACUUCAUUUGGUUAAAGUGAACUGGUCAAAUAGAUUUGUACCAACAGAAUUACAAAUGGCUCUUCUCAUUCAUCUUCUCGGGAUUUGCGUGCUGAUUUCCUUAAAUUGUCUGGCAAAACAGAACUGUACAGUUAAUCACGAAUGGAAAAAGGCUAGAGAAGAAUGUGAAAAGGAGAUGGACAAAACUGAUGAUUGCUUCUGGAAUUGUGUCCAGGGAGAACUCGGAGGUUUGGACGAUUCAGGGCGCCCUUCGCUAGAAAAGCUUUCGGAAGCUGUUGCAAAAGUAAUAAAAGAGCCGGAUGUGGUCGAGGCUUUGCGAAAAAGUCAUGAGGAGUGCAUAUCGCAAUUUAAUGAUACAAUGACGCCAUGCGAGGAAUCGAAACUGCUGAACGUAUGCAGUUGGGGUGAUGCCGAACUCCAACAAGCACUUCAGGGCGCGAAUUAUUGCGUAUAUAAUCCUGCAAAUCCGUCUUAACAAAAAUAUUUAUAAAUUAUUUUAUUCGCCCAGAAAAACAUUACUAUUGACUGCGAGAUAAAUACAGGUAACAAUUAUCAUAAAAAAAUUGAAUUUUGGGAAGUGUCUGCUGGGGCAUUCGUCCCCCAAAAAUUGUAGUCCAACCCCUGGAGCUGAAGUGAAAUAAAAAUUUGUUUGUUGCUAAA